GGGCCAACUUUUUGACAGAUUCGAGACGUGGCGAUUCGUGGCGUGACAUACAAAAAUACAUUGCUGUCUUUUUAUACUUUUGUUGAAGUAACAGACAGAAGUGAGUUUUCUGUUAAGAGGUAUUUAAUGAUAUUUGGCUGUUGUGAUAAAUUAAACUAACAAAAUGAACCGGGGAGCGUUUUUCAUAUUUAUUGUACUGUUUUCCUUUGCUUAUUCCGAAACAGAGGAAGAUACGGGUCCAAGGCUUCUAGUCUCUAAACAAAUUUUAAAUAGAUAUUUAGUAGAAACUAAAGAUAUUGAAGUUAAAUACACUCUGUUCAACGUUGGCACUUCAGCAGCUGUUGAUGUCCAACUCGUGGAUAACGGAUUUCACCCUGAAGCCUUCGAAGUCGUAGGGGGCCACCUUAAAUCUAAAUUCGAAAGGAUUCCUCCACAAACCAAUGUAACACAUGUAGUUGUAGUCAGGCCCCUGAGGUAUGGAUAUUUCAACUUUACAAGUGCUGAGGCUAGUUACAAAGCUGCAGAUGAUACGUCAGGAAAAAUGCAAGUUUCUUUAAGCAGUGAACCAGGUGAAGGUGGUAUCAUCGCGUUCAGAGAUUACGACAAGAAGUUCUCAUCCCACUACUGGGAUUGGUUGGCUUUUGCACUUAUGACUACCCCCUCAUUACUCAUUCCUCUUGCCUUAUGGUACAGCAGCAAAAGCAAAUACGAAAAAUUAGCCAAACCUAAGAAGGGACAUUAAGUGAGACAAAGUUUAGUGUACUUCCAUUGUUCAGCAUUAAGACAGUCAUUUUUCAUUGUUCCCAAGUUCACGUCAUUGUAAAAACCUUUUUGUAAGUUUCCAUUGAGAAUUGUUAACAUUGUUUCAUGUUUUAUAUGAACUGAAUUCUGUGUAGAAGGAAGAGUUUAUUAAAUUAUUUUGUAAAUAAAUUCGUUUGUAUUUUAUUUAUAAAAA
Messenger RNA from Psylliodes chrysocephalus, 955 nucleotides. NCBI's taxonomy places the organism in Eukaryota, Metazoa, Arthropoda, Insecta, Coleoptera, Chrysomelidae. The record is from the annotation of a GenBank genome assembly.